CCAGAUGUCUCUCCACGAGCACGCAUAAGUGGUGGAGAGCUCACUACCCUACCCAGCAUACGAGUACGACAUUUCUGCUCGACAUGCGAACAUUCAACUGAUGAAAUUAGUGGAAUGGACUAUUCGUAUUUGCCAAAUUUCUGGACCAAGAUCCACCAUCGGUUAUGAGAGGCUCCGCACCAGAAACGUCGUCCCGUUAUUGCCGGAAAGUGGACUUUUUCACAUCGGCAAACCAAAUUGGCUGGAAAUGCGGUCGCUCGGGGCCGAGAGGCUGUAAUUGACUUCAGUUUCGAGAGGACUUGGCCCACGAAGUGAAGCGACGCUUUGCUUCGAAACGGAUUCACUCCUCAUUCCAUUCCAGACAUCAACCUAUGAGGUACGGAGUACAUAUGUACAGAUGGACAAGGAUGUCUGUGGGAUUUUUAGGACUCCAAGUAUUCCUCAGCCUACAUGGGUAUUGCGACCUUUUGAGCAGAUGUGCGACGUCCAUGUCGAUCAAUCAUUAGGCGCGACCUGCCUACAUAUGUAUGAAAAGAGCAAAAAAAGAGAAAGAAAAAAGGAAAAGAGGCUCCACAAUCCUCCAGCAAAAAUCAAGAACACUGACUGGCCUGUACUCCAUUGCACUGCAUGCUGGUCGGUCGGUCGGAUGAGGGAACUAAGUAUCUAUCUGUUCGGGAGGUGCACCGUUUUGUGCAUCAUACCCCUGGACACCGACCGGCAGACCCGAACGCACUAUCUAUCACGCACAUACACAUACAGUAUACUGUACAGAUAGGAUCAAGUCUAAUGAGGCUAAGGCAGUCAGCAAAACUGGGCGACUGGGCGACUGGCCCCUCUCCCAAAUGCUUGCAGCUUGUCAAUGUCAACCGCGGCGGCGCGGGCCUCGGUCCUUGUUUUAUGUAGGAAUCUACAGUACUUAUAAGAUCCAGGAUGAGAC
Messenger RNA from Exophiala mesophila, 937 nucleotides. RefSeq lists its product as uncharacterized. Bases 398 to 775 code for a protein of 125 amino acids. The transcript has a single exon. The record is from RefSeq and is a predicted model, not a curated record. Lineage: Eukaryota; Fungi; Ascomycota; Eurotiomycetes; Chaetothyriales; Herpotrichiellaceae.